Messenger RNA from Xiphophorus maculatus (southern platyfish), 5383 nucleotides. RefSeq names its product receptor tyrosine kinase like orphan receptor 1 (gene ror1). The transcript has 12 exons. Gene Ontology annotation, molecular function: protein binding; protein kinase activity; ATP binding. Gene Ontology annotation, cellular component: signaling receptor complex. The coding region runs from base 185 to 3046 and encodes 953 amino acids. The record is from RefSeq and is a predicted model, not a curated record. Gene Ontology annotation, biological process: cell surface receptor protein tyrosine kinase signaling pathway; protein phosphorylation; positive regulation of canonical NF-kappaB signal transduction. NCBI's taxonomy places the organism in Eukaryota, Metazoa, Chordata, Actinopteri, Cyprinodontiformes, Poeciliidae.
UUCAGGUAAUUCAGUGCGCUUUUUAAUUUUUUUUUUUUUUUUUCUGAAGGAAAGCGCAAACAACAAACUUUAAGGCAGCGCGCCGCUGAAUUUGGAGACGCAUUUUGGGGGGGAAGAGAACUCAACGAUCCCGUUCGGAUUUGGAUGUGAAAAGCGGCUAAGGGUGUUAGACAGAGCCAGAGGAAUGUAUCAAAAUCGGGCCGCGGUGCGGGAACGUCUGUGGAGAUGUCCAGCCUGCGCUCUGUGGAUCUCCCUGCUGCUCCAAGGCGUGCUGGACCUGAGCGCGUCCGGAUCAGAGCUUCCCCAGGACCUCAGUGUACUUGCUGCCACCUCGUGGAACGCCACAGAAGGGCCAUUUAUCCAUCUUGAAGCUCCCAUGAACAACAUAACAACGUCGCUGGGUCAAACAGCAGAGCUUAUUUGCCGCGUCUCCGGGAACCCACAGCCUGUCGUGCGUUGGCUGAAAAACGACGCCCCAGUGGUGCAGGAGCCAAGGCGGGUCUCCUACCGGUCCAUGCCGUACGGAUCACGCCUGCGAAUCCGCAACCUGGACACCACAGACACAGGCUACUUCCAGUGCGUUGCAACCAACGCGCAUGGUACCGUUUCCACAACAGGAGUUCUGUUUGUCAAAUUUGAUCCACUCCCUACACCUCUAUCAGGAAGGCCAACGGUGGAUCUGAAUGAAGAUGGAUUCUGCCAGCCGUACAGAGGCAUAGCCUGUGCUCGUUUCAUCGGAAACCGCACAAUCUAUGUCGAUUCCCUGCAGAUGCAGGGGGAGAUUGAGACUCAAAUCACAGCUGCCUUCACCAUGAUUGGAACUUCCAACCACUUGUCCGAUCGUUGCUCCCAGUUUGCCAUCCCCUCCCUUUGCCACUUUGCCUUCCCAACAUGCGACCGCACAUCAGGCAUUGACAAACCUCGGGACCUUUGUAAGGACGAAUGUGAGAUCCUGGAGAAUGAUUUAUGCAAGACGGAGUACAUCAUCGCUCGCUCCAACCCCAUCAUACUGAAAAGCCUCAAACUGCCGAAUUGUGACGAGCUAGCUGCCUUCGACAGCCCAAAGGCAGCCAACUGUUUAAGAAUUGGAAUUCCCAUGGCUGAACCCAUUAACAAGAGUCACAAGUGUUACAACAACACUGGGGCAGAUUACAGAGGGACAGUGAGCGUGACCAAAUCGGGCCGUCAGUGUCAGCCAUGGAACUCGCAGUAUCCUCAUAGCCACACCUUUCUGGCUGUCCGUUACACAGAGCUGAACGGGGGCCACUCUUACUGCCGCAACCCGGGGGAAACCCAUGAAGCCCCCUGGUGCUUCACGCUGGAUGAAGGUGUCCGCAUGGAGCUCUGCGACAUUCCAAUCUGUGACCAUAAAGACAUGUCAGGUGGCAGCAUUGAUAUCCUCAAGAUUUUAGUUCCCAGUGUGUCGAUCCCGUUGGCCAUAGUUUUGCUUUUCUUCUUCAUCUGCGUGUGCCGCAACAACCAGAAGUCUUCCAGGCCCCCAGCUGCUCGUCCACCGAAACCAGUCCGAGGUCAAAACGUUGAGAUGUCUAUGCUCACAACUGCCUACAAACCAAAGAGUAAAGCCAAAGAGCUUCCCCUGUCAGCAGUGCGUUUCAUGGAGGAGCUUGGGGAAUGCACUUUGGGGAAGAUCUACAAGGGUCAUCUGUACCUGCCAGGCAUGGACCAGGCACAGCUUGUGGCCAUUAAGACUCUGAAAGAUAUUUCCACUGCCCAGCAGUGGACAGACUUCCAACAGGAGGCCACCGUGCUGACGGAGCUUCAGCACCCAAACGUGGUCUGUCUUAUCGGUGUGGUUACCCAGGAGCAGCCGGCCUGCAUGCUGUUCGAGUUUCUGCCACAAGGGGACCUCCACGAGUUUCUGAUCAUGCGUUCACCCCACUCUGACGUCGGCUGCAGCAGUGAUGAGGAUGGCACUGUAAAAUCCAGUCUGGAUCAUGGAGACUUUCUGCAUAUGGCCAUUCAGGUUUCUGCAGGGAUGGAAUAUCUAGCGAGUCACUUCUACAUCCAUAAAGACCUCGCAGCCAGGAACAUUUUAGUCGGUGAGCAGCUCCAUGUGAAGAUUUCUGACCUGGGUCUCUCCAGAGAGAUCUACUCCUCCGACUACUACUGCAUCCGGCCUAAGACUCUGCUGCCCAUCCGCUGGAUGCCCCCUGAGGCCAUCGCCUACGGGAAAUUCACCACGGACUCGGACAUCUGGUCGUUUGGGGUGGUGCUGUGGGAGCUCUUCAGCUACGGCCUGCAGCCCUACUACGGCUUCUCCAACCAGGAAGUGAUGGAGAUGGUGAGAAAGAGGCAGCUGCUGCCCUGCCCUGAGGAUUGCCCACCAAGGUUUUAUGGCUUGAUGACGGAAUGCUGGCAGGAAGGACCCACACGGCGACCGCGCUUCAAAGACAUCCACAGCCGCCUGCGAGCAUGGGAGGGGCUGUCUUCCCAUGCCAGCUCCAGCACACCCUCUGGUGGAGGAGGCAAUGCCACCACCCAGACAACCUCGCUCAGCGCCAGUCCCGUCAGCAACCUCAGCAACCCCCGUUUUGCCACAGCCGCUGGGUACCUCUACCCCGCCCAGGCCAUCCCUGCGCCGGGACAGAUGGCUCCAAUUCCGGCCUGGACGCCGAUGGCUGUGCCCCAAACCCAUCAGCGCUUCAUCCCCGUCAAUGGAUACCCCAUCCCACCAGGGUACGCAGCCUUUCCAGCUCACUUUGCAGCUCCGGCUCCACCCACUAGAGUAAUCCAGCACCACCUGCCGCCUCCUAAGAGCCGCUCGCCUAGCAGUGCCAGCGGGUCCACCAGCACGGGUCACGUCAGUGGGGUGCCUUCCACCACGGGCUCCAACCACGAGGCCAACAUGCCGCUGCUGUCUCACUGCGUCAUGCCGGGAAACGGCGGAGGGCAGGGCCAGGUUUACGGACAAGUUUCCCAAAAAGGGGUGACGCAGAUUGACCACGGUUCGCAAACUGCAGCUCUACUCACUCCGGACUCUGACGUGCUGAUGUACAAUGACUCGGUCAUCACCGCAGACCUGUAAACAGGCGAAGGUAUGUUCACUCUCUUCCUGCUCGAGGACCCAUACAUGAGAAGCUCUGCCUCUCAGCCAGGGAGCGGGAGUCACAGUUCAUCUUUGGUCAAAGUGAGACCAGGCAGAUGCAGACUUGUACACACUGCUGGUUGUGCAGAAACAAAAAAAAACUUUGCUGCAACUGCAUAAGUAUUGCAAACAGAUGUCUGACUUUCCUUACUGUUUAAAGUGUACUUACUAUCAUGGCUUAACAAUGUUACUAUGGUAAUCUCUGUAAAUACAGUACAUAAAAGUGUUGUGUGAAUGAUGAAAAUACGUAUAAAUAUAUAUUCAAAAGAACUUUUUAAGACGAGCAGUGUGAUGGUAAAAAAGAAAAAGUAGCAAGUCCACCCUACAUCCAUUUAAACAGAUUUUAUUUGACCCUGGCAGUGAGGGUCUGUCUCUCUUAAUAGACUGUUUCAUACAGAGACAUAAACAUUCAUGAGACUUCCUUUGGGUGCCUUGCAGCUACGCUCCUGAAUACACAUACCGACUCAAGAAAUAAAAUGGUUAGUCAAGCAAGACCAACUGUUGGCUUUCAGUGAGAAGAUCAACAUGCUGGUUUCCUACUCCACCCUUUGGAUUCAGGACUCAAGCGUGUCUGGUUCUGUGCCUUCCUGAGAGCUAGCAGUUCUGCCGUGAAAUUUAGAUGGCAUCCACUGGGAUGGAGCUCAUGUUUUAUUGUCAGGGCUGUUCAUCAAAAUCACAGAGAGGGCAUCCCAAUUAAUAACAUAUCCUAGAAAAUGACAGCUGAAUGUUUGCUUUUGUUUUAGUUUGUUUAUCUGCAUUUUCGAUUUUCACAGGAGCUUGUCUUCAAUCUCCUAUGAAAGUAUAAAAGUUGUCUCAUGUUGGAUGUUUUCUGUUAACUUACCUAAUUAUCGAGAUUUUUUUCAGUUUUAUCAAAAUAGACAUUUCUUUGACCACCUUAAAUAACUUUGAAAACUAAACUAUCCCUUUAAACUCUAAUUCCAACACAAACAUUUAGAUAUUCUUUUGACUGAACAUGUUUUGAUGCCUUACUUAAAAAAAAUUAAUAAAAAAAAGUCAUUGCUUUCCAGACUUGUAUUUGUGCUUCUUCACUAUUAUUGUUUAUGUUUUGAGAAAGGAUUUGUCAUCCAGGAUUGCAAUGUUGGAAGUUGAAUUGUAAAACACAAAGUGCCUCUACCAGAUAAUGUCACUAAGUAACAUUUGGGGUCUGCUAUUUAUGUGCGAGAAACAAUACUAUUAGAUGUCAUUGUGUGUUUGAGAGGUGUUUUCUGGCUCUGAAAGAUUUUGUUUUCAUUGAUUACAUUCAUGCACCACAUUCUGUUGAUCUAACAUUUAGUGUUUUGGCAUGCAGGGUAACAAGUAAGUGACCCAGGAAGCGCUGUGGUGGAAAAACAAAUCAUUUCAAAUGUGUCAAGGUUUCUUCACAUCUAUAUUUAUUUUCAAUGUAUUGAAAAAUGGCUUAGAUUCUCUCUGAUAUUUUUUUCCAAAAUGAAGAAAUGUGUUGUGUAAAUGCUGACCUCUGUCCUCUCUUUGUGUUGGGUGGUGAUGUCAAUUAAUUACUAGAUAUGAAGCCUUUGGUGUAUUUUUUAAGGGGAUACCUUGAGAAGCAGUUUAUCAAUGAUUUUACCGUCAAAAAUCUUCCCCUUUUUUGUAUUCGACAAUCCUCAACAUGUGUAUUUUCAGACAGAUGCUUUCAGCUGUGUGUUCGCCCAAAUGUGUGUCAGACUAUCAGUCAGCUGCGUUUGAGAGUUUUAAGUGCAGCACAGAAUUUUUACUAACAAAAUAACUUUUGUAUUUACUUUGAGGUUUAUUCGAUCCAUUCAGCAUCCUCUUACUGUGAAAAAGGGCUACUGCUUUAACAAUUUCUACAUUAUGAAUUUCAAUAAGAAAAAAUGAGUUAACUGUCCAUGAAAGCAUUUUCCACAUUUUGAGGUUUUAAGAACAUUUUUAAUGUUUUGAAGUACAAUUUUAUCUCUGUCUAAGAAGUCUGUCUUCUUUUUGUUUUUGUUUUGUUUCUAAAGUAGACGGAGCUACCUAAACCCAAGUUUGUUCACUUCCACCACGUAACGGAUGUGUGAGUGCAAAAACCACUUGUACACAAGACUGUGAAUCUUUAUCAAGUGUAUUUUUGUUUUGUUUCAUUGGCAAAUCCAUCAUAAAUCUGACUUUUUUUGUCAUUUACUUUCAAGAACCAACACAGAUUUAUACUCAAAUAAGGUUUACUCGCAUAUUGACCAAGUUAAGCCUUGUCUUUGUAAUUUGUCUGAAUAUUUUUGCACAGGUGUUUUUGUAUUGCAAAAAUCAUUAUUAUUAAAUGAU